Molecule: messenger RNA, 2111 nt
Organism: Balaenoptera ricei (Rice's whale)
Lineage: Eukaryota; Metazoa; Chordata; Mammalia; Artiodactyla; Balaenopteridae
Gene: RHBDD1
Product: rhomboid domain containing 1
Exons: 7
Coding region: 189-1157 (322 amino acids)
Cellular component (GO): membrane
Molecular function (GO): serine-type endopeptidase activity
Source: RefSeq, a predicted model, not a curated record
CUCUCUCCCCGCCCCUCAGGCCGCUGGGACCUGGAGCUUCCGGGAGCGGGCGCCCGUGCGUGAUGACGCACGUGGUCGCGAAGACGUGGGGACGCAGGCGGGUCGUAGAGAGCGCUCAGCUGCCUCUGUAUCUUCCCAGAUUCCUCGCGUCUGACCACAUUUUCCCGUCACAGGCUUGAUAUCUAACCAUGCAGCGGAGGUCAAGAGGAAUUAAUAUUGGGCUGCUUCUGCUCCUUUCUCAAAUCUUCCACGUUGGGAUCAGCAAUAUUCCACCUGUCACCCUAGCAACUUUGGCUCUCAACAUCUGGUUCUUCUUGAAUCCUCUGAAGCCGCUGCUUAGCUCCUGCCUUAGCGUGGAGAAGUGUUACCAGCAAAAAGACUGGCAGCGCUUACUGCUUUCCCCUCUUCACCAUGUGGAUGAUUGGCACUUGUAUUUCAAUAUGGCAUCCAUGCUCUGGAAAGGAAUUCAUCUGGAAGGAAGACUAGGAAGUAGAUGGUUUGCCUACGUCAUCACCACGUUCUCCCUACUCACUGGGGUGGUGUACCUCUUCUUGGAAUUUGCUCUGGCAGAACUUAUGGAUGAACCUGACUUCAGAAGGAACUGUGCUGUAGGUUUCUCAGGAGUUUUGUUUGCUUUGAAAGUUCUUAACAACCAUUAUUGCCCUGGAGGCUUUGUCAACGUUUUGGGCUUUCCUGUACCCAACAAAUUUGCUUGUUGGGCAGAACUUUUGGCUAUUCAUUUCAUCUCGCCAGGGACUUCCUUCGCCGGGCAUCUGGCCGGGAUCCUUGUUGGACUAAUGUACGUCUGCGGACCUCUGAGGAAGAUCAUGGAAACGUGCUCAGGCAUUUUUCCCUCCAAUAUUGAUUACCCAGGACAGCAGUACUACUUUAAUAGUUUAGGCUACUUUGGAUAUCAGGAUUAUUACCCACGUGGCAGGCCAGGUUACUAUGAAGAGGUACCCAGGAACUAUGACGCGUAUACAGCGGGACUGAGUGAAGAGGAACAGCUGGAGAGAGCGUUGAGAGCCAGCCUCCGGGACCAAGGAAAUCGUAGAAAUAGCCCCGCGGCCUAUGGGUUCCAUCUCACACCAGAAGAAGAAAUGAGGAGAAAGCGGCUUCACAGAUUUGACGGCCAGCGAGGUGACCCAGCCAUGUGAACAAAUGUGAUCCAGCUGUGUUAUCAUCGCCCCCAAGCCCCCACUUAGUUUUAAACAAAAGCAGAGGGCACUGUGACCGUCCCAAUUGCUCACAUCUGCCGUGGCCCUUCGUCCUAUGGCCUCUGUGAGUCUAAUUUGCAAGCAGAUUGACAUCUUGAGACCAGGCUUGUUGGAUGCAGCUCACAGCUCUCUGGGAGUGGCCCACCUCCUGGCCUUGUCUUCUUGCAGACAGAAAGUAAGCGUCUCCACAUAGGGACCAGUUUCCACACUCAUUUCUCUCACUGCUGACUCAGCCUUGUUUUGUCUUUGAAGACCGUGACCUUCGCCAGGAGUUUUGUGUUCACCAGCCCAGAAGAUCAGGCCCUCAUUCUGCUCAGUGCUCGACUUGGCAGGAAGCAGGGAGCCAUCCCUCAUCCUCCUGGCGUGUUGCCAUGGUGACUUUCCAGGAACAGGACGUGGCUACCAUCGCAGGCUGUCGUCCCGGUCUGCCGUGCCCAAGCGCCUCGGCUCCUUGGGCCCCCAUAUCUGGAUGGUGGUUGCGGUGAACCUGCUUUGCUGUGCUAUCACUCUGCCUUCACGGGAUGUGUAACUGGAAAAGCUUAAGUAAGACCUCAGAUGGGAAACCACUUACACACUCCAUGACACAGCAGGCGGCAUCCACAGUUGGGCUCCCAGCAGCCUCUCCGGUGGCGACGUACCAUCCCGGAGAUGCAACUUGUAUUGAACUAACCAGCAAAGCAGCAGCAGGUGCUGCGUGCAGAGUAGUGACCAGUGGGUUGGUCACUGAGAAAUCCCUCGUGACGAAGUAUUUUUUUCUCAUAAAAGUGCCUUUUAAUUGACCACUGUAACAGCCGCUUGUCCUACUCACCCGUCCAAGACACUCCCCAAACCCACAGACUGCAAGUCUCUCCUGGUGCUUGUUUUUCAUGAAUAAAAGGAAAAAGUCAAAUAUCA